UUCAAAGCCAGCUGAAGGCAAAAGGAAGCACUGAGAGAGAGAGAGAGAGAGAGAGAGAGAGAGAGAGAGAGAGAGAGCUCCUUCAGUGUCUGACUGUGUGGACCUGCUUGUCAGAAGGCUGAGAGAAGAUGAGAGGAAUGAGCCUCCAGCUGGUAUGCCUGACUCUCCUGGCUUUCAGCUCCUGGAGUCUGUGCUCAGAUUCAGAAGAAGAUGUGAGAGCCCUGGAGGCAGAUCUAUUGACAAAUAUGCAUGCAUCCAAGAUCAGCAAAGCAAGUCCUCCCUCUUGGAAAAUGACCUUGCUGAAUGUUUGCAGCCUCAUAAAUAACCUGAACAGCCCAGCCGAGGAAGCAGGAGAAAUGCAUGAUGACGACCUUGUUGGCAAAAGGAAACUUCCCCUUGUUCUGGAUGGUUUUAGCUUGGAAGCAAUGCUGACCAUCUUCCAGCUCCAGAAAAUCUGCCGCAGCAGGGCCUUUCAACACUGGGAGAUAAUUCAGGAAGAUAUCCUUGAUAACAUCAAUGGUAAAAACGAGAAGGAAGAAGUGAUAAAGAGAAAAAUCCCUUAUAUUCUGAAAAGGCAGCUGUAUGAGAAUAAACCCAGAAGGCCCUACAUUCUCAAGAGGAGCUCCUACUACUACUGAGAAGCUAAUCCUUGACCUGUGAUUGUGAUCGAUUACCUGAUAUCUAGAUAUAUAAUUAUAUGUGUGAAUGAAUGUGACAGAACUUGAUUAUUUCAUCUUUCCCCACAAUUGUGCUUUAUUGGAUGUGAUUUUUCUUGCAUUCAUGUAAAUUGGAUGCGAUGUUUUCAAAUAAAUGUAGAUCUUGAGCAUGAUGUGUUCUGUAUAAUUGGAAUAGAUAAUAAUCCUAUCAUAUGUAGAAUGUUUUGUCAAUUUGCAAAAUAAGUUAUGGGUCAUAUGAACAGUCCUGGCAUUUAGCAUGUUAUAGGAAAUUAUAAGAGAUUAUAACAAAACUGAGCAUCAUUAACCCAAAGCAGAACAAUGG
This is a messenger RNA of Mus pahari (shrew mouse), 999 nucleotides long. It is a transcript of the gene Nts, whose product is annotated as neurotensin. NCBI's taxonomy places the organism in Eukaryota, Metazoa, Chordata, Mammalia, Rodentia, Muridae. The record is from RefSeq and is a predicted model, not a curated record. The coding region runs from base 129 to 638 and encodes 169 amino acids. Gene Ontology annotation, cellular component: extracellular region; axon terminus. The transcript is spliced from 4 exons. Gene Ontology annotation, molecular function: neuropeptide hormone activity.